Didymosphaeria variabile is the source of this 2655-nucleotide messenger RNA. RefSeq lists its product as uncharacterized. The transcript has a single exon. The record is from RefSeq and is a predicted model, not a curated record. NCBI's taxonomy places the organism in Eukaryota, Fungi, Ascomycota, Dothideomycetes, Pleosporales, Didymosphaeriaceae. Bases 1 to 2655 code for a protein of 884 amino acids.
AUGCCAAACACGCGCUCCGGCAACAAGACCUCCAAUUGCAAAGCCUACUACUCGAAAAAAGCAGCACCACACCAACAAUACUUCCCGCACCGGCGGAAGACUGUGCGCCGCCCGGAUCCGCACGAUGACAGUGGCAAGAAGCAGAUGAAGUUCUUGCCCGAGAUGAUGCGAAGGCGGGGUACGGUGCAAGACUCGGAUGAUGAGGGUGGGGAGAGUGUUGAGGAUGUGGAGGUGCAGGAGCAGGAAUCACGGAUCAGGAGGAGGGGCAGGAAGCGGAAUAGUGAUGUUAUGCGCGAGCCGGUCAAGGAAGAGGAGGGCGAAGAGCCGGUGCGACCGAAAUUGAAGCGGAGGAGGCAAGAUGCGCCGCUCGAUACGCCGCAGCGAUCUAUAAGGCGUAGACGAGCUGCUGCCCCGGUGACAAAUGAUACUGAAGACGAGGAUGUGGGGCUUAGCGAUAAUAUCGAGCAGGAAGAGGUGCCUAAGCCGAGUCUCCGCAGGCAGUCUACAAUGACACAGAUUGUGGAUGGGCGACCACCGCUACCAGGCUCAAUGGAACCAGAGUUUAAGCCAGUAAAACGUACUCCACGGACAAGCUGGGGCAAUGGUAGUAACAAAAAUGCGAAAAAGGAUGCGAAGCAGCGGACUCUAACACAGAUGGUUCAUAAUAUGACUCCACUAGUGUUGGGCUCUGAUGAGGACAUUGGAGCAAGUGAGACUGAUGAAGAGAUAGACGCUGCUCACCACAGCUUCAUCUUUGGGAAUGAUGAAGACACUACUCCUAUGCAACACGCGCCGGCCGAAAAUGUCGAAGAGGAGAUUCUACCAACGGCCGAGGGACCACACCAACCUGCAGUUGACAAUAACGACAGCGGUGAAGAUGAAUACCAUCCCACCCAAUUCAUCGAGUCACCUUCUAGGAGAACGAGACGCACACCACUACGAUCCUCGACUCGCCGCCGAGGAACUCCAGCUGGGAAACCUCCGACCAAGACAUCGCCUAAAACUCGAUUUGGGCUUCUAUCUACGCCUGAGAAACGCGGCGUAUUUGAAAUACCAUCCUCACAGUCACCACCUGAAACACUGCUUUCCACUCAGAUUACCCCGCAAAGAUCUGGUCGCAAACCGUUGAGGCUGCGUUCUGCGAAUGCACCCAAGACAGCGGAGACAUCUUCCAAGCAAAGAGCAGAGUCGCCUUCAAAGCGCAAGCAAGUCACUUUUCAAGUAGGCCCGCAAGAGCACAUACCACCCCCUGCACUGAAGAACUUUGCAAGCACGAUACCAGACUCGGAAGAUGAGCUUGGAGACCUUGACGAUAGUGAUGGGCAGUCUGAUGCUGAUUAUGGUGUCGGCGAAAAGACGCAAGCGCUUCUACGCAACGCUGAUGACCCCAUUAUUGGUGGAGUCAGCGUUGGAGCAGAGACACAAGCUAUACUUCUCGAAAUCGACCGAGCAUGUGCAAACGCAGAGGAAGACGCCGAGUGGACAGCUAGAGAUGGGUCUGAAGAAUUGGGGGACCCUAUAGCCCGCCACGACGCCGAGGAAUCGCAGGAACUUGGUCAGCAGUCUGAGCCUCGCACAGCAUCUAUCAGCACCGAUGAUCGAUCUUCAGAUGUCGCGGAGCUACCUCCCCUCCCUUUCUCCUCUCCGAAGCCUCGGGAUACCUUAAUCGCGAACGAUGAUACUAGUGCUGUUACCAACACCCUUACUAGGCUGCCCACUGUUCAGCAGCUUCCGUCAUCGCCACCAGUCGAGGAUUUCAGGGCACAGCCACCCACUCCAAUGUUCGCUGACGACGAGACUCCAGAAGAGGUAGAAGAACCCGCCACCACCACCACCACCACCACCACCGUCCAGCAACCUUCGACACCAACAAAGCAGCCCAGAUUAUCACUAGUCGAGGAUUUCAGAACCCAACCCACGAUCCCCCUGUUCAACGACGACGAACCAUCCGAAGACCUAGAUGUGCCAGCCGCAACUCCCAUCGCACCUUGUCAGUCCGCCAUCCAGGUCCGUCGCUCACCCCCAACCCGCCUCCACCACUCGCCCUCCCACUCCAGCCAAGCAGAACAGCAGCUCCAAUCCGAAUACCAGACCUAUUCGCAAUACCGCCGCCCCGGUCCCUUUCCCUCAAGCAUGCACGUAGCCCAUGACUCAAAUUACAGCUACCAAGCUACACCGCACGCCUUCCACUCACACCAACCUACCCAGCUGCAGCCGCAGACGCAGGCGAAUCACAUAAGCCAGGCUACGACCGUGGACCCUACGCAGAUAUCGCCAAAAGUCACGCCAAGGAAGCCAAGGGUCAAGAAAGAGCCUAUGUUCACGAGGAGUGCGAUGAAGACGCCGAAGAGUCAGAGGCGGGUUAAGAGUGCGACUGCAACACCCAAAACGCAGAGGCGGAACAGGAGUGCAACCACGACGCCAACGUCGCUAAGGCAAAUGGUGAUGAGUAGUCCGGAGGCGAGCAAGCCGCCACCUCUAUUCAUCCCGAGCAGCUUUCCGAGUCCGGCUAGGGUGACGAUGGAGGGAUGGAGUAGUCCGGUGCCUGGGAAGGACGUGGGUGAGACUCAGUGGGGGCAGGGGAGUUUGGAGGAGUUUAGUAUUCCGGCGCCGCCGCCUGGGGAGUGGGUUGAUGAUGACGACGAGGAAUUGUAG